Rhododendron vialii is the source of this 880-nucleotide messenger RNA. Its product is annotated as vacuolar iron transporter homolog 4-like. The record is from RefSeq and is a predicted model, not a curated record. The transcript has a single exon. Gene Ontology annotation, molecular function: iron ion transmembrane transporter activity; manganese ion transmembrane transporter activity. The coding region runs from base 104 to 727 and encodes 207 amino acids. Gene Ontology annotation, biological process: intracellular manganese ion homeostasis. Gene Ontology annotation, cellular component: membrane. NCBI's taxonomy places the organism in Eukaryota, Viridiplantae, Streptophyta, Magnoliopsida, Ericales, Ericaceae.
CCUUCUCAAGAGGAGUGUGUCUCCCACAAGCAACCACUUUUCCUCCAGCUUUCCUUCCCCAGUGUUGGCUAACUAACUUUGUUCUGUGUUUGUUUUUUUUCUCAUGGCUGCCUCAAAUGAAGUCCAUAUUACUAUUCCUAAGAACGAAACUGACCCAGAUUGCAAGAUAACUGAUUACUCUCAAAGGGCACAAUGGCUUCGAGCCGCUGUGCUGGGAGCCAACGAUGGUUUGGUUUCGAUCGCGUCCCUAAUGAUGGGAGUCGGGGCUGUCAAAACAGAUGUCAAAGCCAUGAUCGUCAUCGGAUUUGCAGGACUAGUUGCUGGGGCUAGCAGUAUGGCCAUAGGAGAGUUUGUCUCUGUGUACUCCCAGAGGGACAUAGAGGUAGCUCAAAUGGAGAGAGAGAACGGUGGAGGGGAGGAGGAGGAGAGAGAGAAAGAACAGCUGCCGAAUCCAGUGCAGGCGGCUGCAGCAUCGGCCCUUGCCUUCACAAUAGGCGCGAUAGUGCCACUACUCGCAGCUGCUUUCAUCAGAAACCAUAAGGUGAGGCUAGGUGUGGUUGUGGCGGCAGUGAGCAUGGCGCUGGCGGCGUUUGGAGGGGUUGGAGCGGUGUUGGGGAAGACUUCUGUGGUGAGGUCUGGUACUAGGGUGGUGGUUGGAGGGUGGAUGGCCAUGGCCAUCACCUUUGGACUGACCAAGUUGAUUGGCUCAAAUGGACUGCAAAUGUGAUCCCUUGUUUCGUACUGUUUUCUGUUCAUGUUGGUGUAUGGAAUGGAAGAUCUCUUCCAUCACCUGUAGAGGGAUGGCAAACCAAAUAUUGAAAGCUAUCUCAAAGUGUAAAUUGUCAAGGCCUAGUAAAUGAUGCACUUAUUCCUAAUCCAA